Molecule: messenger RNA, 798 nt
Organism: Camelina sativa (false flax)
Lineage: Eukaryota; Viridiplantae; Streptophyta; Magnoliopsida; Brassicales; Brassicaceae
Source: RefSeq, a predicted model, not a curated record
GAAGAAGGAAGAAUUUGGUUGAAAGAAGAAGAUUGGGAAAGCAGAAACCCUAAAGGAAUUUUGUACAUCAGACCGACGCAGGAGAGCAAGAUGAUGAAGCACACGCAAACGAUUCUCGCAAAGUUUUGUGGAAGAGCGUAUUCGACCAUCGCCUCUUCCCCCCUGUCCUCAAGCGUCAAUAAUGGGUGGAAGGAGCAGGACUGCUUGGUUCUUUAUGGACUAUUUCGUGGUGGAUAUUUUACCCAUGGUUUCAAAAAUGUUUACAAGAGAAGAGAGCAUUGGCACAAAGUAGACAGAAUGCAAAACGAGCACGUCAAGCUUUCAAAGGAGCUGUAUGAUACAUCUGAACGCUAUCGUAAAGCAAUAAUGCAGGCACUGAAGGAGGAGCGUAAGUCUAGGCCAUGAGCGGAGCAAUUCAGUCUAAUCCAAUGUUACUUUUAUUUUGGACUAGUAUGUGGGUUUGGUGUAAUCCGGUGAAGUUCCGUCUAACGUAGAUUCUUACCAUGUUGGACUGAUGGAGGAAGCGAUAUUGUUCAGGAGGCGCGUUGGCCAGUUUUGGACAUUGGUGGGAAGCUCCUUGGAGCAGAGAGUAUAUAAGUUUCCGUUGAGCAUCUAGCCACACACCAUAAGCCCUGGUCGACCUUCGUAGUUCGGCUUCUUUUACGAACAAGGGCGAGCCAUUUGGCAAGCCGUCGAAUAGACAGAACCAUUCUGUCUUAGGAUUCGUCAGUAGUAAAAUGUCUUGUCAACCACGGCGGGGGAGUCACGCACGCCGCUCUCAAAUGGGACAAUCGAUGG